This is a messenger RNA of Prunus armeniaca (apricot), 201 nucleotides long. The record is from the annotation of a GenBank genome assembly. NCBI's taxonomy places the organism in Eukaryota, Viridiplantae, Streptophyta, Magnoliopsida, Rosales, Rosaceae.
AUGGGCCUGAGUUUGGAGCUCUCAAACAGCCCAAAACUUCCACUUCUUGGACCAUCAAUGGGCCUCAUGAAGACUCGUAACCAUCCAUACUACAACCCGCUCAACAAGCCCCAGGCAUUCGCUUGGCUUGGCCCACUUAAGCUUGUAGCGUGGCUUGGUGCCAAGAUAAAGGUUUUCCGCCUGGCGUUGCGUGUUAUUUAG